AUGGGCCCGAGCUCGUAUUCUCUACCCAACUCCGCCCCGGCCAUGCCCGCGUCCCCCGCUCUCUCGAAUUCAUCCCUCCAGUUUAACUCUCAAUUAGCCACGCAUUCCAUCACCCCCACCCCCCCACUCAACAUGCCAUCCUCCUGGCAGUCCCCCUCGCUCAAUUCCGCGUCUCUUCAAUCCUCACAGCCGAUUAGGUCUCCCGAAGAUCCAACCCAACCAAAUUUGAUCCCUCAACUAAUGAGUCAGGUUAUCACUGCCAUCGGCUUGAAUUCUGAUUUCGAUCGAUCUAAUCCAGCAUCUUCUGUUAGACGCUAUGACCCUCGCACCCUUCCAAUCGAUCCUCGGACCAGCCUUAGGCUCAAUGAAGCUGCCAUGGCCGCGAUUGAGCAAGCCUAUCUGCACGAAACCUGCGGCGUGACCGAACUCAAACUUUACAAAGAGUACCUCAUCAAUCAGCAUCAACUCAAAAUUUCCGAGAAGUCAUCCAAACUUCACGAUCAUCCACCUCUCAGCUCUCCGAACACCAGCACCACAAAUAUCACCGGCAUACAUCCCGUUGGAAUGAACAACUCAGCUAUGGCCUUCAGAUCGUCAACCCCAGCCAAUAGCGGCCAAAAUCAACGGCCCCAGCUUCAAUCGGCUCCUCCACCAGGUCAACCAGGCCCCCGACACUCCAGCCAAAGACCGCUGGGGCCACCGCCACCCACCUCGUUGAACUCUAACUACAACCAGUCCCAGCAACCCAACCAGCAAGUCAUUCUGAACGCGUCGAACACGUCCAACCAAGCCGCCUCAUCUCCCACAGCCAUUGCCAACCCUAAUCAGGCGUUUGCCCAUGCGCCCUCGACCCCGAUGAAUAGCUCACACUCCAUCGCGCCAUCAUCUCCCAAUCCAGCCCAACGUUUUCUUGCCAGCUUGAGCGAUUUUCUCACCAAGAGUAGUCGACAGCCACUUCAGCUAUCGUUUCCUCCGUUGAUCGAGGGCCAGGCAGUCGAUCUAUACAAGCUGUUUGGUAUUGUGCAGCAGAACGGCGGGUCCGCGAACGUCGCUCGCCUGGGCGGUUGGCCACUCAUAGCCGCUGCCAUCGACCUCUUGCCUUCAAACGACCCAUCGGGACGUCGGAGCUCUCAAAACGAGGCGGACCCGAUGUCUCGAUACAGUCCCGAACAAAUCCAUCAGCUUCAACACCCAACCCAACCUGAUCAUGCGCAGCCUCAAUUUGCUCAACAGCACCUGCAGUCAAACCCACUCUUGCAGUCCUCGAUCCCGCCCUCAAGUCUUCAAAAUAGCUCUUCGAAUUGGACGGGAAACAACCAGAAUACCUUCGUUGGCACUUCCACGAAAGCUCCUCUACAUCAAACGCACCAAGCUUCAUCGGCUUCGCAGCACCCUCCGUCAGCGUCGCCUCAGUCAAUGAACGCGGUACCUGGCGCGCAAAAUCCAUCAAUGAAUUGGCCAGGUAGUACUCCGAAUAGCUUUACCAAUUCUCCUACGAAAACUCCGCUGCACCUUCCUCAGCAAACCCAACCACAACCUCCACCACUUCAACCGGCGUCACAAAACGUGCAUGUCGCGUCCUCCUUACCCUCGUUGAAUUCCAACCAAAAUCCAGCAGUAAACUGGCCAGGUGCCCCUUCGAAUCCUCUCAGCACCUCCCCAGUAACAGCAGUCUAUAAUCAAUCCAAUAUCCCAUCUCAAUCGCCUGGAGAGACCGGUCAGCUUACGAGCUGGAAUGGAGGAGCGGUUGGUCUUAACCAACCUCAAAAUCAAAUUCCCACUCAUGGGCCUACAGCCUUAGUUCCGAACCUCUACAAUCAACCGCCGAACCAUCCUGGCAACAGUCAAUACGUUACUCCUGGCGCAUUCUUCGGCCAUCAACCAGGCAGCGGACCUCAUUCGGCUAGCUUCAGUAGUGGUGGAAGCCCGAUGCUGAAUACCAACAUGAGUUUGGCCGCAUCCUCUAUCGGAGUAGCACCGACUACUCCCCAAAUCACCAACAAAAAUCUCGCCAUCAACCCAUCUCAUCAGGAUCCAAGCGCCCUUCCUGGUGGUCCGCCUAACGGUGCGAUGACCCCGGCUGGUAGUCAGGCGGGUAGUCCUGGAAGUUUGGUUAGAGCUACCAGCGAAAGUGUCUCGAAUACAUCCACUUCACUCCCGAAUAGCUCGAACAGUAACGGCAAGAGGGCUCGAUCAAGUAAAAAGUCAAUCGCUCAGGAAGGCUCGGCGAAAAACUUGAAUAAUAGCAAUAAAGCACCGCCUAAUGCUUUGGAUAAAAAGAAGAGAAUGAAACGAGACCAUGAAUCAAACUCGCCCCUAGUGACGAGCAAAGGUCUUCCACUCAACGAUUCCCAAAACGGCACGUCGAGCAGUCGAACUCCAUCAGUUGCGAGUAACCAUCCUCAGCCGCAAAUUUCGCCAUCAUUCCAGGGCGAAAAUGAAGCCACCCUUGGUGCCUUGCCGCCAUCCAAUGCGCCUCCGAAUCUCAACGGCCCAUCCGAUCAGCCCUCGCCUGCUCUCCAACAAGCGAGUCAUUCGCAGCAGCCGUCUCCUGCUGGUGGCGCGAUGGUCGAGCUGAUGCCUCCGCUGAUCCAGUCCUCCGAUGGCGCGACAACGAUGUUCGGAUCCCAGCAUGAAAAGAGCAAUUCACCCCAGCAUCUUGAACAUCCCCCGACAGAUCAUUUCGGUCCCAGGGCUAUCACCCCAUCCGUCAACCCACCAUCUUCAGGUAAAAAUCAGGGUUAUCCUUCCCCUCAUCCUCCCGGUUCACCCUUGAAAGGAAAACCCCCUUAUCAGUCCGACCCCGGUCAUCCCAAUGGAAUCGCUGCCAGAACUCUCCAACGACCGCCCGUUCCUCCCCCGAGAACCGAUUACGUCCCCCUAUGUAAACCUGCUGACAAUACCGGUGGAUGGGAUUUGAAGGAAGCUGAAGAGAUUUACAAUUUCCGCCUGUCUUCAAAACCACGCCGAUCACUAGAUGAUCUAGGUUUGGUGGAUGUACACUCGCUCGUGAUGUCACUAAGAUCCAGAAUCGGAAGCGAAGUGACUUAUGCAUUGAACACUCUCACGUUUCUUGGUCCUCACCUCAAGAUAUUCCGCGACGAAACUAGCGGAAGUUUGGGAAUCCUUUCGAUGCCGCUAGCGAUGUGUGAAGAUCUCCUAGAAGAACUGUUAGACUUGUUGGAAGAUGUAGCGUUCAAGCCCAACUGGAAUCGCGAUGAUGAUGAUCAAGCAUGCACAGAAGAGCAAACAGCGACUGGGUUUUAUGAUAUGAUGGCACAUGCUUUAGACGAAGAUGCGAGGCCGCCACCGAAAGAUUCACCGUCAGCAGAAGACGAGGAUGAUUCGGAUGAUGAGGAGUCUGACCUGCGUCCACCAAUCGGCCAAGUUGAAAUAAUCUUCAGUAUCCUGAACAUCUUGCGAUCAUUUGCACUUUCGGAAGAUAGCGCUCCCUAUAUCGGUCGGACCGCCCGUACGACAAGCCUGUUGAUUGGAUUAUGCGAAUUCAGCGCCAAUCCACAAAAUCUUCGCAAGAGUCUUCGUUUAACUAAGCUCGAGAGGUUGAGGAUUCGACGAGAGGUCUUGCAAAUCCUGUCAGAUGUUGGCCAUGGGAUUUAUCUCGAUGAACAAACCGACCGGGUAGUGUCAGCUCUUCUCCGCCUAGCUUUAUUCUUUCUUGUCGAUUCUCCGCAUCAAAUCGAUCGGACGCCGUUUGAGGGAGAAGGCACGAUAGAACUUAAGCCAGGGGUAGAAGUUAGUCCGGCGAUCCAGCUUCGUCUGCGCUCGUUGUCAAUAGUACCGAGUCAUGUGGAAGCAGCAACGAGCCUAGUAUCGAAAGUGGGCACGUUGGAUAGCAACCGGCGUCGGAUCGAGGAAUCAUUGUGCAGGACGAGGACUGAAUGGGUGGUAGAGGAGCUAAUAGAGACCUUGACGAAAAUGUUGCCGAUAACGGGAGAAGAGAUGGUCCUAGUAGUCUCGGAGGACGAUCCGCGGGUGCGGGCGGAAGUCCUGGCAAUGGGCCUUUUCAACCUGGUCAGCCUCAAGCCGAGCUCGAUGGCGAUCCCUGGCGAGAGUCGACUGAAGACCCGGUCGAUGUUACUGCGCGCCUUGGUCCGCACCCUUGGUCGUUUCCUCGUGAUCGGCGACGACCAGGUCUCUAUCAUCGCCUCCCACAGGGCCCUCUCCAUGCAAAUUCUUGUUGAACGUCUGAUCGAAACCAUGCGGGUCUUGAUCGAACAGGUCGACCUACCCACCUCUGGCCCUGGUUUCACACCCAUCACAGGCUUGUUCAGGGGCAGUAACACUCUCCGACAUCACGCCGGCAAACUCAGCUUCGGGGAGCCUCCAAUGAAUUGGUUUGGGGGCGGGUUUGAGUCAGACGAGUCUGAGAAAGAGAUCGGCUCUAGUCUUGUGAUCCAACCCUCAAGCUCGUUGUCGGAUGAAGAAGAAGAAGAAGGGCUGCAGAAGGUCCAACUCUUGCCCAAGCUGUCCACCGAUCUCAAGUCUUCUGAAGGCGAGAAUGUUCCCAAGACUGACAUCGGUAACCUUUCUCUGGCCGGCUUGAGCUCCGUCGGCGCGGUCCGUUGGAGGGCCGAGUUCAUCAAGAUGUUGGCUGGCUUCGGCGGCCAUCUUAAUCGCAACCCUCCCAACCAUCAUAAUCAUCCUAACUCGCCCAAUCUCGAUGGUCCUAUCGGCAGUCUUAUCACCCCUAACGCUUUUAGCUCACUAGUCAAGAUCUUGGACUGA
Molecule: messenger RNA, 4746 nt
Organism: Puccinia triticina
Lineage: Eukaryota; Fungi; Basidiomycota; Pucciniomycetes; Pucciniales; Pucciniaceae
Exons: 7
Coding region: 1-4746 (1581 amino acids)
Molecular function (GO): DNA binding
Source: RefSeq, a predicted model, not a curated record